GAUGAGUUCACGUUUUCAUCGAGUUCACGUUUUCACUGAGUUCACGUUUUCCGAGUUCACGUUUUCGUCGAGUUUUCGUUGAGUUCACGUUUUCAUCGAGUUCACGUUUUCACUGAGUUCGUUUUCACUGAGUUCACGUUUUCGUCGAGUUCACGUUUUCGCUGAGUUCACGUUUUCGCUGAGUUCACGUUUUCAUCGAGUUCGUGUGGAGUUUUAGUGGAAACUGAUUCGCCAGCAGCAGAACACGGCGUCCAUGCGGAGAAGCCUGAUGUACAGCCAGCAGCGGAGGAUGUCUGCUGCCCGCCGGCGAGAGGAGCAGAGAGAACAGCAAAGCAAACUCAUCGACCAAGAGAGACAGCUGCGCGCCCAUCUGAUGACCGAGGAGAAGCUGGAGAACAAGCGAUAUCUGCGCCAGGUUCAGGACGAGAUACACGAGAGACAAAUUGAGGAUGCUCUUCUCAAGGCAGAGGAGGAGAGAGUUAACAAAGAGAAGCAACUGGAACAAGAAGAGAGAAUAGCGAAGGAGUUAGCCCGCAUCAACCACGAGAAGCAAAUCGAUGAGAAAAUGAGACAGUACAUCAGAGAAAACAGUAUUGAGCUUCGAGAGUUGGAGUCCAAGCUCAAGUCUGCUUAUCUGAACAAGGAAAUUGCAGUCCAGAUUGCUGAGAAGGAGGCUAUGAGGUUUGAGGCCAUGCGUGAGGAGGCAAAUGAUGUUCACAAGAUGGAGAGCGAACGUGAGCGAGCAGCAGCUGAGGAGAGGAAGCUGGAGCAGCGGCGCUAUGAGGAGUCUGUACAGCAUCAGAAGGAACUGCAGGAGCAGCUGGUGCAGAGGGAGCGCAGCAGACAGGAGGCCUACCAGGAGUUCCUGAAGGAGAAGCUCAUGGUCGAUGAGAUCGUCAGGAAGAUCUACGAGGAGGAUCAGAUGGAGAGGCAGUUAAAACUGGAGAAGGUGAAAGCCACACAGAAGUACAUCGAAGAGUUCAAGAGGCAGCAGUCGGAGUGGAGGCGCAUGGAGCAAGACAAGAUGGAGGCCGAGAACAGAAACAUCUUGGAGUUCGCCAGCCGGCAGCAGCAGCUGGAGGAGGACAGAGUGGCCAAGGUCCGAGAGAGAGAGCAGGCCAAAGAACUCCUACACAGAAUGCUGAGUGAGAGGAUGGAGGAGGAGAGACGGCAGCGUGAGGAAAUGGAACGAGUCCGUGAGGAGCUUUAUUUUGAGGAGCAGGCUGAAGCCGCCAGGCAGAAAGACAUUGAAGCGAUGGAGAGUAGGAUUCGCCAGCGGCUGUUGCUGCAGCAGACCUGCCAGGAGCAAAUGGCCCUCAAAGAGAUGCGCAAGCAUGAAGAGAGAGAGGAAGAAGAAGCUUUUCGCCAAAUGAUGAUGGCCAAGUUUGCCGAGGACGACCGCAUCGAACAGAUGAAUGCCCAGAAACGACGUAUGAAGCAACUUGAGCACAGGCGGGCUGUGGAGAAACUAAUAGAGGACAGAAGACGACAGCGUGAGGCUGUAAAGGAGCUAGAGGCCAAAGAGAGAGCCAUGGAGCAGGAGCAGGAGGCUUUACGCCGGCAGAUUAUCGAAGAGGAAAGGCUUCGCCUGCUGAAACGUCACGCCACCAAACUCCUGGGACAUUUUCCAAAGGGCUUGUUCCGUGAAGAUGACCUUCAACACUUUGAUGAAGACUUCAGAAGCAACUUUGAGAAACGGCCUGAGGAUGAUUGGGGAGGCAGCGAAGAGCCGGUUCACACACCUCAACACUAGACAAAGUCAAGAUAUG
Messenger RNA from Lampris incognitus (smalleye Pacific opah), 1769 nucleotides. It is a transcript of the gene mns1, whose product is annotated as meiosis-specific nuclear structural 1. Gene Ontology annotation, cellular component: motile cilium. The coding region runs from base 254 to 1753 and encodes 499 amino acids. The record is from RefSeq and is a predicted model, not a curated record. Gene Ontology annotation, biological process: cilium organization. NCBI's taxonomy places the organism in Eukaryota, Metazoa, Chordata, Actinopteri, Lampriformes, Lampridae. The transcript has 10 exons.